Messenger RNA from Neurospora tetraspora, 1303 nucleotides. RefSeq lists its product as uncharacterized. The record is from RefSeq and is a predicted model, not a curated record. Bases 948 to 1202 code for a protein of 84 amino acids. The transcript is spliced from 2 exons. Lineage: Eukaryota; Fungi; Ascomycota; Sordariomycetes; Sordariales; Sordariaceae.
UGCUUUCUCAUCUCCUUCUGCAUUCUCAUCUCCUUCUGCAUUCUCAUCUCCUUCUGCAUUCUCAUCUCCUUCUGCAUUCUCAUCUCCUUCUGCAUUCUCAUCUCCUUCGCCGUCGGUCUCAGGCCCCGGGGCUUGGUCCUUAUCCUCAAUCCCCUUCGUCGCCUCCUUUAUCUCUUGGACCUUAUCCUCAACUCCCUUCAUCGCUUCCUCUAUCUCCCGUUCCCUCUCUAAUCGAGCAAGCCGCCAGUCCAAGUACUGCGCGUUAUGUUCAAUCAUCUUUUCGACCCACUCUUCCCAAGGUUCAAGACGACAAAGCAAUGCCUCUUCAAAGACACUCGGCCAUUGCCCCAUCGCAGACCGCAGAAGCUCAUCCCUGAAUCGAUCCACGGGAAACAGGCGUUCCUACGCCUUCAACCAUCUGUAAGCCUCUAGGGCGUCUUUCGAGUCCCUCAAGACGUAUACCAUGGUGUCUAGAUAAUCAAUCACCUUUGCGUACCCAGGCUGCUUCUAGAGCGCGUAGUCUGGCGAAGGGUUAUUUUGAUUUUCUCGAAGUGAUUGUUUGAAUGCAUGUAUCUUGUCGAGGGCCCAUCUGCGUCGGUUGUUUUGGUCGUAUUUUUGGGCUGUGUCUGAAUUCAUGGCCGGAAAGCAAGUGGGGAUAGAAAAGGCCCAGUGCUCUUUCCAAGGAAAGGGGUUCGUCGCAGACAAUAGGCAAUGAUAAUGCUUGAAUGUCGAUGCACUUUUCUGUGAUGUUUCGUGAAUGCGUACUCGUGAUGACCGGCGUUUGUUCGUUGGCGAGAGGUUAUUUCAAGCUGAAGGUUGUUAUGGUGAGAGAGCGAUAACUGAUACUCUUAUGCUGACUGAUCGAUCUGUCGAAGUUGGGUAGUUGAUGUUGUGUUGAUGUUUUCUCCGAGAUGCAAAUCAAGGAUGGGCAUUGUAUGCUCUAGACAAUGUGGAAAUUGCGCUUGACGAGCUUCCUUCUCUUUCCCCUUGUCAUUUCGAUGCUCGGACCCGCCAUAGCUUCUCGUUCCUUCUCACAGUCAACCGUUUUCUCCUUCUGCCAUCUUCCUUUUCUAUUUUCUUAUAUCUUCCUUCUCAUUCUCAUGGUACAUUCACAGAGUCGUAACUGUACAGUAUUCACCUCUCUGCUCCUUAUCUCUUUGACGGGCCUUGACGUAAAUCCCCCUAUGCUCAUCACCGGUUAGAUUUUGUUGUCGCUGCAGCACCAGCCAAACUUUGCGGGCCCGUGGGACAAAUCGAGGACGAUACACGCAGGGUCAUACAGACGAGUAUAGUGUGCGGGAUC